AUGGCAGAGAAGGCGUUUCCGGAGCUUGCGCAGAAGCUGAACGCCCCAGUGCGCAAAACAGCCUUCGAGCGACAGAAAGAAGAAGCGGAAGCAAAGCGCAAGCGUGAGGAGGCAGAAACUGCGGCCGCACUGAAAGAGUUUGAAGAGUCUUUCGCCGAUGAUGCCGGGCAAGGUCAGGGCAAUAGUACACAUAACAACCACGGGGGUCGAGGUGGACUUGGACUUAGAGGCGGCAUGAUGCCAGGACCGAGGAGACAAUUUGGAAGCGGCAAUGUGAGGGCGAGCGGUCCAGGUUCGCUACCGCCUCCACCAAUAUCUGGGCGCAAGCGAGUCUACGAUGGUUCCUUUGCCUCAACGCAGCUGCAGGACAGAGGCAUGUUCUCGUACAGCGAUCGGUCACAAAACGAAUCGAGGCAUACACUACAGGCCGCGUCCGACAGCGAGGAGGAUGUGGAAGACAAGGAAAAGGCAGCCCCCAGGCAGACACUACAGCUCUCGGACCUGCCUAUAGGGACGACGCAAGAUGAAAUCCUAACUCUGCUUCAUGAACAUGCACCCAAGCUGAAAGUGGACAAGGUGGACCUAUUACCACCACCAGCGCCUGGUAACACAUCACGGAAAUCACUUUCGGCAAUCGUCACCAUGGCAGAAGGCACUGUCAAUCGAGAUCUCGACUCUGCAAUCACUACACUUCAAAGACUAUAUCUAGGGCUUGGACAUCGACUCUCCGUAUCGCGACAUCUGUCAUCAAACCUCGCAGGACUUGGUACAGGCCAAGCACCUCAGCAUGAUGUCCUACCAUUUGGUGCCAAAGUCCUUGAGCUCGAACAACACCAGCCUAGGAUGCGAUAUAAUAUGGCUGCGCCUCCGCCAGACCAAGGUUUUGGACCGGGCAGCUUCAAUUCUGCAUCUAAUCAUAGUCUACCGUCAACCGUGUACGUCAAGGUUCCCUCAGACCUGCGUCAAUUGAAGCUCAUCAACAAGACUAUUGAAGGGCUUAUCAAGAACGGUCCUGAAUUCGAAGCAGCCCUGAUGCAACGCCCGGAAGUUCGCUCCGAAGAGAAAUGGGCUUGGUUAUUCGAUUCAACUAGUGUUGGCGGGGUGUAUUUCCGCUGGAGGUUGUGGUACCUCACCAGCGGACGUUUUGCAGAGCGUGAAGAAGAGAGAAACGAGGCGGGUACGCAGGCUCCUGAAGUUCUCUUCAGAGAUGAAGCUCCGUGGCAAGCUCCAGAUCGGCGACCGCGUUUCGAGCGUGUCACGCAAGUUGAAGAUUUUCUGUCGGAUCCCGAAUAUGACGAGGACGAAGAGGAAUAUUCUGACAACGAGGAAAGCAAAAAGGCACCGGAACUUAACCUCACUGGGGAAGCAAGCGAAGCACAGUAUCUGAAUCCAUUGCACCGCGCGAGACUUACCCACCUGUUGGCACGAUUGCCCACAGGACCAGCAACUUUGCGUCGAGGCGAUGUGGCUCGGGUCAGUGCAUUUGCCUUCCGACAUGCAGGUCAAGCAGCAGAAGAAGUGGCGCAGUUGCUUGUGGCCAACGUAGCGCACCCACUAUCGCUCACGGAUGCAAAUCCAUACAACCAUCCAUCGGGUGGUAUCGAAUACGUAGAGGAAGACUUCUCAGGUGGAGAAAAUGACUACAACUCAGAGUACGAACCACCGGAAGAGGUUGUGCCUACAACCGAGGAGAAAGUCUCGACAGAGACAAAGUCAAGUGACUCAAGCGUGCUGGGUGACAUAAAGAUGGAAGAUGUGCAGGACGAGAAGGAAGAUACGUCGUCCGCAAAGCUCAUCGGAUUGUACGUUAUUUCGGACGUACUUCAUGGGUGCGACACAGCAGGUGUACGUAAUGCAUGGAAGUACAAAGGUCUGGUGGAGAAGGCUUUUAAAGACCAAAAAAUAUUCGAGCAUCUGGGCCGUAUGGAGAGAGAGAUGGGCUGGGGUAGGGUCAAAGCCGACCGGUGGAGAAGCCGCGUUAUGAACUUACUCGACAUCUGGGCCGGCUGGUCACUCUAUUCCACCGACACCAUGCAGGGCUUUAUCGACGCGUUCAAAAACCCACCCUUGACCGAGGAGGAAAAGGCUGCCGAUGAAAAGGAAAAGAGGGAGCGUGAAGAGAGAAGAAAUGCGCAGAAAGCCAAGGCUCCAGUCAUAAAGCAGAGCAGUGAUCUUGCGGCGGACGACACGAUGGACGGAACAUCGGAAUCUAAUAACGCGGUCUCUGCCCUUGGCGGAGAUGCAGAAGGCGAUAAGAUGGAUCUGGAUAAUGCCAGUGAUAAGAAGGGCGAGGCAGAGACGAAGACAAGAGAUGCCGAAGACGUUGAUGCCGCUAAUGGCAUCUUUGGCUUUGACACAGUCACGGAAGAACAGAGAAAAGGCGGGCAACCUUCGCGUCCAGCAGCGCCUAGGAAUACCAUCGUAUCCAAGGGACCCAAGCGGCCGAGUACGCGAGAAAUGCUCGACGACUAG
This is a messenger RNA of Verruconis gallopava, 2472 nucleotides long. RefSeq lists its product as uncharacterized. Gene Ontology annotation, molecular function: RNA binding. Gene Ontology annotation, biological process: RNA processing. Lineage: Eukaryota; Fungi; Ascomycota; Dothideomycetes; Venturiales; Sympoventuriaceae. The record is from RefSeq and is a predicted model, not a curated record. The transcript has a single exon. Bases 1 to 2472 code for a protein of 823 amino acids. Gene Ontology annotation, cellular component: nucleus.